Messenger RNA from Lotus japonicus, 865 nucleotides. RefSeq lists its product as uncharacterized. The transcript is spliced from 4 exons. Lineage: Eukaryota; Viridiplantae; Streptophyta; Magnoliopsida; Fabales; Fabaceae. The record is from RefSeq and is a predicted model, not a curated record. Bases 266 to 583 code for a protein of 105 amino acids.
GAUAACUUUGCAGGUGGAAGACCCACAUAUAUGUCCAUUCCAGUAUUCGCUGGUAGCUUAUGGCGGGAUGAAUCUGUCAAUGGAUCAAAACCCUUGGAGGGGGGAUAUUUUCCCAAAGUCGGUCUAUAAAUAGACAAUCCUGACAUGCUUCUCAUCCACAUCUUUCCUCCAUCACCCAAUUAUUCCCAAAUUACAGUUUGUCGAGGUGAAUGUUGUGUUUAACGAUGUUGCUGAGCUUCGUUCUGGAAAGGAAAAUCAGAGGAUAAUGGUGAAGGUCAUUCGCAAGUGGUACCAACAAAGUUUCUCCAAUGCCAAGUUGCCUCUUUCUCUUGAGCUGGUUCUGAUGGAUGUUAGGGGUAAACAAAUCCAUGCAACAAUCAAGAAGACUUUGAUGUACAAGUUUGAGAAGUCCUUGGUUGAGGGCGGUGAUGUGAACAACCAUGUUAUUAUAGUGAAGUUUGCAAAGGUGAAAACAUUUCAGGGGAAUAUUAGUUUGCAAAAUGGUUAUGGGGCUACUAAGAUUAUGUUUGACCCCGAUGUUCCAAUGGAAAAUGUGUUGAAGACAAGAAGAUUGGAGGUCUAAAAAACUGAUGAAGAUUGAGGGUCUAAAAAACUGAAGAAUAUUGAAGGUCUCUUCAAAGGUUCUUAGGAUCCCCUAUGAAUGAGAACAUUGACUUUUACAAAAAGGCAAAAGUAUGGAGCACUGAUUUUUAGUGAAUGCGGGAAUGCAAAAAGGCAAGGAGAGUGUUAUAAAGUGGACGACUGUGAUUGAAUCAGGGAGAAUAAUUUGCAUUUUUACCAAAAUGAUCAUAGUCAAAAUUUAAAUAUAGUGUAAUGAACUGUUGAAUCACUAGCCUACCCUCAA